AGCCAUUUUUUCAGAGCAUCUCCAGGUUCUUCUCCCUCUUCCAUUGUCUUCCUUUCUCCAGAUGGUCUUAGGCAAUCCUUGUGAAAGGGUCAUUUGACCACCCCCAAAGGGGUCUUGGCCCACAGGUUGAAAAUGGCCGCUCUAGCCUAAGGAGAAGACAUACAGGACUUGAAAGCAGACAUUUGCCAAGUGACUAUUAUGUACUGACCUGCUAAGCAGGACAACAGAUUCUCCUCUCCAUCUCCAAUUCUGUGAGUGUUCUGGGUAGUGGAAGAUUUGCUGAACAAGACAAAUUCAAAUAAUCUUCAAAUCAUUUCUGUGGAAUCCUGCUCAACUUCACAUUUUAAAAAAUCGAGACCAUAUGAAAGACCUCCGCAGGUACCUGACAUUCAAAUACAUCCAGUAUCUAGUCCUACCUUCUCCAAACAUCAUCAUCACUCUGCUGGGAUCUCUUGCCAGUCUCUAUGUCAUGCUGAUAUUGACAUUUCCUUCGGUUUCCAGAAAAUCCACUGCAGUGUUUAUUGGUAGCAUAGCUCAGGCAGACAUCUUAGUUGGCUGCAGCAUGUUUUCUGCCAUCUCAGCAUGCGUGAUAAGGAGUGAGACAUCAGCUUAUUUUCAAUCAGCCUUGAGGCAGAACUUCCAAAUUGCAAAUAUACAUGCCAGUUCCCUUUUACUCAGUUGUGUUACCCUUGAGGCCUUUCUGAUUACUUUUCUUCCAGUAGAGACACGCCACAUAAGGAAUGUUAGAUGUGCCAGAGUCGCUUCUAAAAUCAUCUGGGCUGUUGUAAUUACUGAGUGUUUCCUUUAUCAGCUCCAGUGUGUCAAAGGCCUUAACAUCUCCUAUCUUGGCAUUGAUAGGCAAAUUCAGCUAUUGAUGAAUUUCUUUUAUGAGGCCACAGUACUGCUGAAAUUACUUAUUUACCCUAUUGGAGUUCUUCUAAGAAUCUUUAAUGUUUAUCUUUUUUAUAAAAUGUAUUUCCGAGACCAUUAUAAUUAGGUUUUUCAGUACUGUGAGAUGUGGCCCAGUUGUUUUGUCAAACAGUCAUAUUUAUGAUGCUAUGAAGGCAUUUUAUAGCUGUUAUUAACCUUUAGUUUGUUAAUAUUAAGAAAAAAAUAUUAACAUCAGUAGUGUAGAUUGAUCUCCUCUAAACAGUUAAAGGCCUUGAGAACAAACAAGCAGACUUUCUAGUGAAAGGAAUGUUGUCUGAAGACUGCUCACUUGAGUCUCCAAGCUGUUGUUUACACUGCGCAUUUCAGCCUCAAGACUACAGCACUUGUCUUCCUGAUGUUCCAGCCUGGUGGCCUACCCCACAGCGUUUGAACUCUAUAGCUCUGAACAAACAAUCAUGUGAGACAGUUAAAAGAAAGAGCAAAUACAACCUGCUCAGUCUAUAUAAUGUUAUUUGUAUGUAUAUAUGUUUUCAGGGCUGACCACUUGCUAUUAGAUAACCAAUUGGUGAGCUCCUCCCUGGGGAAGACUAUUUCUCCUGCUCUCAGCAUUCCUUAGUUGCCUGUAGCUCUUUGUUUGGGGUUGGGGUCCCAUGAGAUUCCCUUCACCCCUGUUAGCAUGUUGUUUAUGGCCAUCUUUGUUCAGGUCAUGUUUAGAUUGGUGAGGCUUUAUGGAUGAAGUUUCUGACAUUACCAAAAGUCGCAAUAUUACAGCAAACUUUCUUAGCUCCUAGCUCUUAGAAUCUUUCUAUUUUCUCUUCUUCAAUGACAAUUAAUGAAAAAAGGGAUGUAUGGGAGAGACUGGAGAAAGAGAAAGAGGAAGUACUGUAAUCAUAUUAUAAUUCCUAAAAUAAAGGAUGCCAUACCCUA
Messenger RNA from Mastomys coucha (southern multimammate mouse), 1818 nucleotides. RefSeq lists its product as uncharacterized. The coding region runs from base 362 to 997 and encodes 211 amino acids. Gene Ontology annotation, molecular function: G protein-coupled receptor activity. Gene Ontology annotation, cellular component: membrane. The record is from RefSeq and is a predicted model, not a curated record. NCBI's taxonomy places the organism in Eukaryota, Metazoa, Chordata, Mammalia, Rodentia, Muridae. The transcript has 4 exons. Gene Ontology annotation, biological process: G protein-coupled receptor signaling pathway.